UUCUGCACUCGUGCGAUCCUCACUGCGGCGCGCACGUCAGUAUGACCGGCGGUCCAAAAAACGGAGAAUCCGAGGAAUACGUCCAUUCACCGUUCAUCAGGAAACAGGGGAACAUAUACAAACCAAACAACAAAGACAUGGACAGCGACAGCCUCCAAGAGAAGACCAUGCAGGACGUGCACACUAAGGAGAUAGACCUGGUCAACCGGGACCCCAAACAUUUAAAUGAUCAUGUAGUUAAGGUGGACUUUGAGGAUGUGAUCGCUGAGCCGGCGGGCACCUACAGCUUCGACACUGUGUGGAAAGGCAGCUACACUACAUUCACAGUCACUAAGUACUGGUGCUAUCGGCUUCUGACGGCAUUGGUGGGCAUCCCACUGGCACUGAUCUGGGGCAUCUUCUUUGCCAUUCUUUCCUUCCUGCACAUCUGGGCAGUGGUGCCAUGCGUGAAGAGCUACAUGAUUGAGAUCCACUGCAUCAGCCAGGUCUACUCCAUCUGCGUGCACACCUUCUGCGACCCGCUGUACGAGGCUUUCGGGAAGAUCUUCAGCAACGUGCGAGUCACCACCACCAAGGUGGUUUAGGGGCGCAGGAAGUGAAGGAAGUAACAGGGGGGUGGGGGCUGGGUGGAAACUCAGAAGGAGGCAAUAAAAAGGUGGAAAUGAGAAGAAAUGACCUUCAUGUUAAAAAGGUUAUUUGAAAAGAGCAGAGGCGGGUUACUUUGGUGCCUUCUUUUUAACAGUCUCAGUCUGUUUUUUGUCUCCAUACAGUUUGGGCUUGUUCACCAGGAGCAGAGGAUCUAUUAAAUGUUAAUAGAGAUUAUUUCUUUUGUAAUUUGUUAGCGUUUAUUAAUAAUGGAUCAACAUACCAGCCUGUCUUGUGUUUAAUUUCUGCUUGCUGGGACAAGGCUGUGAAUCUUUAGUGUUUUUGUCCCUCUGUUUACUCUGUCAGGAGUUUUUGUAUUUAGUCACACUAGCCUCUUGCCAGCAACACUUUUGUAAACAAAAUCAUAUAUUUGAAUGAAAUUUACUGUGAUGGGUUUCGUGUUCAGACUAUCUGCAAACUUCUGUGAACUUCAAUACGCAAAUAUGCAUCAACCAAUAAAACAACUUCUUCUGCAUUGACCUCAUAGAGAUGGUCCAUCUAAAUGGAUGGAGUGCUAAUUGAAGCAUGUGAUAGAAUGACAUUUUAUAAAGCUUUUUAAUAAUAAAAAACUUCCCAACCUAACGUACAAUUACGCUAGCUUUUGUCAACACAUUUACUUUCAGCUGCAAACUUUGUCAUAUAAAAUACUUUGCAAAUUAAUUUUACAUACUUGUGAGCUUUAAUGAGCAUUACUGACUAAUAAAUAUGCUUUUGUGCUAACUUGAUAUAGAUGCUUUAUUCACCUUUUGUAUACUAAUCCCCAUCAUAACAGUAGUUUUAAUGUACUACUGUUGUGUCCAGACCAGACCAGAUCUGAUUGACUAGUCUAGUCACAAUUUGAACAGCUAAAAUGCUACAUCAUGGCUAAAUUGCUAACUGUAUUAAACUAGAUGUCUUGGUUUUUAUGAUCCCUAAAAGUUUCUGCAACUUUCUAGUGUGACUGCAGGUGUGACAGUGGCUUUGAAGUCCAAACUAUUUAUACAACGUUUUCACAUUUUCCUUUCUCACAUUUGUUAUGUGGAUUUUAUUACGUUUAUAAAAUUUUGAUGUUUUUUUGUAAUAAAAUAUAAAGUGGGUGAGUUCCUGCUGACUUUUGAGACUGCCCAUGACACUGCAUGCUGCCAUUGUUGUAUCAUGAUCCAAACGUGAGGUAGAACCGCUGACCUCAGUGAAUCGGUCAGCAUAAGCUAACAAAAGAUACCCCAUCUGACUUUACAUCACACAGCUUGUUGUGAUGAACACGUUUUUCAGCGACAGUAUGACAGAAUAUUCCAAUUACAUUAGCUUAACCCAGAGCCUAAGUAAAGACUGAGCUUGAGCAUGACAGCACUGCACCAUAGUCUUAGCUAAAUCUGCUUUUCCUGCCAUUCUCUAAAGAUGAAGUACUUUUUUUUUACUUAUAUUAACAUAUUUUGCUUAUUCUUACAUUGUUCAUAACAGUUUAGAAACCAGCUGAGGUGAAUCCUGACAUGGCUUGUAUGUCUGUGUUUUUCAUUGUGCAAAAAUAUCUUUUCUAUUGUUCACUGUCGAACGUACACACUGGUAAAGACUGGCAACAAGCUGAAGUCUCCGGCCCCAGGGACUUCUGAUGAAAUGGGGCGCUUUUCUUUUAUAUUUUAAUUAAGUUACCUUGCUGUCUACCUGCUGGCUUUGUGUGUUUGAUUCAGCCUUUCACUAUGAGAGAGACUGUAUUUUUUUACAAUUCCUCCCUGCUUUCACUGUACACAUCACGCCAUGCACAUUAAAACAUGAAAAGAAA
Messenger RNA from Trichomycterus rosablanca, 2404 nucleotides. It is a transcript of the gene cav1, whose product is annotated as caveolin 1. Gene Ontology annotation, biological process: negative regulation of endothelial cell proliferation; regulation of cytosolic calcium ion concentration; caveola assembly. The record is from RefSeq and is a predicted model, not a curated record. The transcript has 3 exons. The coding region runs from base 42 to 584 and encodes 180 amino acids. Lineage: Eukaryota; Metazoa; Chordata; Actinopteri; Siluriformes; Trichomycteridae. Gene Ontology annotation, molecular function: transmembrane transporter binding; protein kinase binding; molecular adaptor activity. Gene Ontology annotation, cellular component: sarcolemma; focal adhesion; caveola.